Messenger RNA from Ostreobium quekettii, 2274 nucleotides. The record is from the annotation of a GenBank genome assembly. Lineage: Eukaryota; Viridiplantae; Chlorophyta; Ulvophyceae; Bryopsidales; Ostreobiaceae.
AUGAGGAAUGUCGACGAGCAGGCGGUGGCUGAGUGGCAGGCGUCCACUGAGUUGUUUCCCUGUGACCGGGGCUGGUGCGUCAAGCUGGUGCCCCGUUGGAAACGCCUUCUCAGGCGCACCAAGCAGCGCCUUGCGAAAAUUGUUGGGCGCCGUUCCCAGGCGUCGAUUAGCGUCGCCAGGUAUCCCAGGGAGCCCUGCUCCGCCACGAUAGGCUGGGACGAUGUGACCUUCAAACGGAAGACCUACCACGAGAUCGGAAGCAGCGAGGAUCUAGAGGAAAUAAUCAAGGGGACGGCCAGCCAGCCUGUUCGAUCGAGCUUCAUGGCGGUGGCGCUGUGCAGGAGCGCGGUCGAGGCGCUGCUGGCUCGAGACCGGUCGGUGGCGCUGAGGGUGUACGGCACAUACGCCACGUGGCAUCGGCUGUACGGUACGGAACGGGGGGCGGAAGGGAGCCCGGACGGAGGGGCUGUGGCGCUUAGGUACAUAGCGGAGAGCCCGCAUGUUGUGAGGGGCAGUGCACUAGAGCUGAUGCGCCAGGACGGUGGUGACUAUAUCAGGAUUCGGGGCGGCGGGGGUAUGUGGUGCAAGCUGGCUAACAGCCCGGGGGCCACAGUGCUCGAACUGGCGGGAGAGGAGAUCGCCGAUGGGGAAGUCAGCGCGGAGGGGAGGCGCAGCAUAAAGUUGUACGACACGCACCAAAGCUUGGUGUCCAUAGGGAAUCGGGAGAUUGCGACGCUGCACGCGAACUUGAUCCAGCCAGUGCUGGCUACGUCCAGGAAGAACAGCACGGGCGCGAUCUGCAACCACAAGAUGCUGCAGUUCCUGCUGACGCAGAUGGACAAGCUGGAGGAGGUGGUGCGCGGCCUGCUCGGAGCGUCGCUGACUGCGGAGGAGGAGCAGCGCUGCAGGGAGUCUUUUGCAGACCUGAAGCGGUGUGUGGACCAGGGCGGCAAGCUCAUCGAGCGCCAUUCCAGGGACUUCGACCUUGACAAGUUCUACAGGUUCGACGACGCUAAAGAGGGAGUGGAGCAGAUAUGCGAGGAGAUACAGUUGUCGGUGUCCAGGCUGGCCGCGGUGGGGGUGAGGAUCAACACGCGGGUGCCAUCGGAGGCCGUACGCGAGGACGAGCGGUUCUUCAGGACCAGCCUCAAGUUCGUGCUGAAGCGGCGGAGUUUCAGCAUCGAUCGGCAGGACUCGCAGAAAUGGGCAGCUGUGGAGGACAAGUGGACCCUCGCGAGGGACAGCAAUGAGGAGAGGCUGAAGAGCGUGCCUUGCGUGCACAAUGAUCAUGUGGUCGUGGGGGAGAAGAUUGGGGUCGGUCGGUGCGCGGUGUUCAAAGGCGAGGUAGUGCCUCAGGUGGGGACAGCGAUGCCGGAGCCCAGCACUGCGAACGGCGCCACAUCUCUCAGCGACCUGCCGCUUGUCAGGAGCGAUGAAAUCUUCGUUGGGGCGAACAUUGGAGGGGGCGUGUUCAGAGGCGAGAUGAGCGCGCAGACGGUGGUGCGGCAGAACAGCGGAGGUGGCGUGUUCAGAGGCGAGAUGAGUGCGCAGACGGUGGCGGUGAAGAAGCCCAGAGUGCAGGACGACAACGACCUGGAGGGAUACCUUGAGUGCAUCAAGGAGAUCUGCAUGCACCAUUCCCUCGUGCACGACCACAUCGCGAAGCUGCUGGCCGUGACCUCCUCCGGCUGGAUGCUGAUGGAAUGGGCACCCACAGAUCUACAGAGCCUGUGCCAGAAUCGCGAGCUGGACUGGUGCACGAAGGCCAGGUUUCUGCUUGGAGUGGCGUGCGCCCUGGAGUAUAUGCACAGCCAGAGCCCUGCCGUAAUCCACUGCGACGUGAAAAGCCCCAAUGUCCUCAUCUUUGGCGACCUGGAGGAUCUGCCCAACUGCGUCGCAAAGAUAACAGACUUCGGGCUGUCUGUGCACAACAACUGGACGGUCACCCAGAGCAUCACCAGGAGGGGCGGGGGCACGCCUCCAUGGAUGGCCCCUGAGCUGUACGAAGACAUGCCGCCUUCCACCGCCUCAGAUGUCUUCGGCCUGGGCGUCAUAAUGUACGAGGUGGCGUCGCAACAGCCGAUCUAUGGGGGCCCCAGGGCAACGCAGGAGUACAUUAUGAGGCAAAAACUCGAUGGUGUACCUCCGUGCGAAAUUCCUGAUGACUGUCCGCCCAGACUGGCAGAACUCAUGGAAAGCUGUUGUGGACGCGACUACCAACUGCGCCCCACCAUACACGAGGUCACUGCUUGCCUUCGCAGAAUCGCUUUAUAG